Molecule: messenger RNA, 2219 nt
Organism: Oncorhynchus gorbuscha (pink salmon)
Lineage: Eukaryota; Metazoa; Chordata; Actinopteri; Salmoniformes; Salmonidae
Product: nuclear pore glycoprotein p62-like
Exons: 13
Coding region: 120-1868 (582 amino acids)
Biological process (GO): RNA export from nucleus; protein import into nucleus
Cellular component (GO): nuclear pore central transport channel; nuclear pore
Molecular function (GO): phospholipid binding; structural constituent of nuclear pore
Source: RefSeq, a predicted model, not a curated record
CAGCAGAUGGCGCUCUCACAUUCUGGUCGUUUUCGAACCAUAAAAGCGGUCGUUGAAACUCCACGCAGAUAACGUGCGUUUUUCAAUUUCAUUUGUUGUGUGAAGAAAACGAAAGGACAAUGAGUGGAGGCUUCAACUUUGGACAAGCGUCCAGUACUGGAUUCAGCUUUGGAGCUCCCAAAACCACAGCUGCAACUGCCCCAGCCACAGGCUUUGGGAUGCCUAGUGCUGCAGCUCCAGGUGGUGGCUUCUCUUUUGGAACCCCCAGCACUCCGCAGGCCCCAGUAGCUGCCCCCCAGAGCUCUGGGCUGUUUGCUAUGCCCACCCAGGGUAGCACAAACCCAACUGGAGGGUUCAGCUUUGGGACCCCUGCACAGAGCAGUACUCCUGCGGGAGGAGGCUUCUCUUUUGGGACUCCCAUUGCUAAACUCAAUCUGGGUACACCAGUCGCCUCUCAACCUGCACUGACUGGGCUAACUAUGGGGAUGGCAACCCCCUCUGGGACAGGCUUUGGGCUUGGUGGGGGUCUCGCCACACAAACCACUGCUGCCCCUGCAGGAGGGGGGUUCAGCUUUGGGACCGCAGGGGGGCUUGGAGCCCCUGUUGCCCAAACUCAGCCCCAGACCCAACCUGCUGCAGCUGGUGGACUCUCUUUAGGAACUCCUGCUGAAGCCACCCAAAUUAUGGGAGGUGGGUUUAGUUUUGGUGCAGCCAAGGUCCAGGCCACCACAGCCCCAGCCCCUACUGUAACUGUAGGAGGGGGCUUCUCAUUUGGAAACAGCACACCUGCCAGCCUCUCACUGGGGACUCAGCCCACAAGUCUGACUCUGAACUCUGUGGCCUCAACAGCUGUACCAACCACAACCCAGGUUGGAGGAUUCGCUUUUGGCGUCAAACCUUCUGCUACUCCAGCCCCGACUGCAGCUGCCCCGGCCACCCAAACCUCAUUAGGUUCUUCUCUUUUUGCUGUACCAGCAUCAACAGCAGCUCCUGCUUCAGCAGCAAUCACAGGAUUUUUGGGCGCUGCCCCUACCUCCGCUGCCCCGGCUGCCACCUCAACAGCGGGAAGUACCCUGGGCUUCAUGCUCAAACCCCUGGGAGCAGUCACUGCCACAACUACUGCCCCAGUUGGCACAGUGUUUGUUUUAGCUGCCCCUACCACAACAACAGGUUUCUCACUGGCUAUGAAACCUGCGGGCUCCAUUGGCAUUGGUGUAACGGCCCCCAUCACUGGCGUAGCCACAACCAUUGCUACUGUUACAGCAAGUGCUCCUCCAGUGAUGUCAUAUAUCCAACUAGAGGGUCUCAUUAACAAGUGGAGUCUUGAGCUGGAGGACCAGGAGAGGCAUUUCUUACAGCAAGCCACCCAGGUCAACGCCUGGGACCGCACGCUGGUGGAGAACGGAGAGAAGAUCACAUCACUGCACAGGGAGAUGGAGAAAGUGAAAUUGGACCAAAGAAGGCUGGACCAGGAACUGGACUUCAUCCUGUCACAACAGAAGGAGCUGGAGGACCUGCUGUCCCCACUGGAGGAGUCUGUCAAAGAACAGAGUGGAACCAUCUACAUGCAGAACGCAGACGAGGAACGCGAGAGGACGUACAAGCUUGCAGAGAACGUGGACGCCCAGCUGAAGAGGAUGUCCCAAGAUCUAAAGGAGAUCAUUGAACACCUGAAUACAUCCAGCGGUCCAGCUGAUAACAGUGACCCGCUUCAGCAGAUCUGUAAAAUUCUCAAUGCCCACAUGGACUCUCUUCAAUGGAUUGACCAGAACUCGGUGCUUCUACAGAGAAGGGUGGAGGAUGUGUCCAAACUCUGUGACAACCGACGCAAAGAGCAGGAGAAGACUUUUCGCAUAGCAUUUCAUUGAAGAUUGCAAUAAUUAUCAGAAUGAUAUUGAGAAUGUAUAUGUGCAUUAUUGCAAGUUUAUUUCUUUUUUUUAAUACAAUGAAGAUAUUUUUGAGAGGAGUUAUGUUAAAGAUUUGCUUUUAAUGCAGCAUCAAUUGUGAUUUAUAGAAAAGUACUCCAAGCUAAGGUGUGUGUGUGUGUGUGUGUGUGUGUGUGUGUGUGUGUGUGUGUGUGUGUGUGUGUGUGUGUGUGUGUGUGUGUGUGUGUGUGUGUGAUGCACUUGUCAAAUUUCAACACUGGUGCUGGGCAAAUAAUUAAUUCUGAGUAAAUAAAGAGUUGCACCCAUGGGCUCGAUUAAAUCCGUGACACUGAA